This is a messenger RNA of Xyrichtys novacula (pearly razorfish), 14004 nucleotides long. Lineage: Eukaryota; Metazoa; Chordata; Actinopteri; Labriformes; Labridae. The record is from the annotation of a GenBank genome assembly.
AGUUCCUGGAUUCCGGUGUCGGCCUAGCAGUCGAGCUAACAAGUUUGCUAGUGGCUAACUCAAGGAGGACCGUAAACGACCAACACCCAAAGGACAAGACAGCUCACAUGUGCGGUUUUAGGUAUGUCCCACUCGCCCUACUUGCUCCUCUUGAUAAUAAAUAAACGGGACCGAGCAAAAAUAGUGUUAAUGGAAGUUACUGUGCGAAUGUAAAAAUCUUAGCGUUAGCUUACUCUGUUAGCUGUGGUAAAGGACUGAGCGGUGUCGCAAAAAACUUUGGUGGCUAGGUAAGAGCUAACUGAUCACCAAGUACGGUUUGCGUUGUUGUGUUUUAUUUUAUUCACAUUUAUUACACCGAGCCUGAACUUGGCAGCGUCUAUUAUCUGGAGUAGGGCAGAAAUUAGCCUGUUAAUGAGGAUGAUUGUUGUGUGAGCAAACAGCGUUUAGUUGUGUGAACUGAAGCCCAGCUCUGCCCUGGCCUGCUGUUUGACGUCUCUCCUUUUAACCAUAUGAUCCAAAGAUGAUGUGAUAUCAGACGGAAUAGCGUAUGAUCGACUAAGAAUUCACUCAGGGUCUGUCAUUGUGUCACUGUUGCUAGAUUGGUUGAAUUUGCUCGAUCAGUCGCUCCAAGAUUUGCCUGCUGACUGAAGAUUGUUACGGUGACAUGAGAGGACAGGACAGGGCUGGACUCGGAGAUUUUAGGAUUAACAGCCAUUAUAGUCAGGGGGGGAUUUGUUGUGGAGCAGAUGAGAUGAUUACUAACAGACACUCUACUUUGCACAGAGGUUAUAUUAGUUAGUAAUCAUGAUUGUUGAGAGGAGGGGUGUGUCCAAACUAUCAGAUUACACUGGAUCCGUUUCCAGUGCGAUCACACCGCACGGACGAGUUUUCUUAAUCUGGAGAUGAAGAGUAUCUAUAUGUUAAGUGUGUGUGUGUGUGUGUGUGUGUGUGUGUGUGUGUGUGUGUGUGUGUGUGUGUGUGUGUGUGCGCGCGCGCCCACCCUGAUGUUCAGAUCAGAUCAUUGUCUUCAUGCUGUUGCAUUUCCAGUAUUGGGCGGUGUUUAAUUUGACCACCUGAGGGCAUAGAGGUGGCAGCUCUCUGUUUAACAACAAGUUGUUGAGCAACCCUUUCUGUGACUAAUACUGGAAAUUCAGAAGUACUCACUACUUGUGUUUAAGGGACAGUAAUAGUUUAGUUAGUCAUCAUUCUGAAGAAAUCUGAAGGAAACACCUCUUUUUCCGAUACGAAUCUACUAUAACUGUCCAUUUUUAAAGCCCGUCUAAAAACCCACUUUUAUUCCUUGGCUUUUGACCCAGCAUGAGACGGCAUUUGUUUUAUUGCUUUUUUUUUAAAUGAUUUAUUGUUGUUUUAUGUCAUUAUGUACAGCACUUUGUGUCAGCUUUGGUCAUAUUUAAAGUGCUCUAUGAAUAAAGUUGAGUUGAGUAUAAUCUAACAAGUGCAAAAAUGUUUCAGUUUAAAAAACACUUAAAGCUACUGUCUACGAUCUGAAAACCAGUUUGGCUGUUGAGACAGAUUUGAAAAACGCAGCCUGCCCCCCCUUCACUCACCCCUCCCCUCCGUGUUGUGUUCUAAGAUCCCGCCCCCCUAUCUUGUGUCGCCUCCAAACAACACGCCCCCUCCGAUAGAGCAAGAAGCCGGCCGGCAGAAAAUAUCAUCUGCAAAGCUAGCUUUGAAAACAACUCAGGAUGUCUGGGUCGGAUUCACAGAUUCACAGCGCAAUCAAAACCAUAUACUAGCGGGGCGAAGAUGAUGCGAUGCGUGGCUAACUUUUGCUAAAAUCUAUUGACAGAGCCUACCCGUUCUGACCAACAACAUUCAGUCAUUAGCCGGUGUAGGCACAGACUAACCAGAGUUAUUCAGCAGACAUCUCCCACUGAAGUAAACAAAGUAAUUAACCUGUUCAACAGAAAUCCGGCUGUCUCAGCGUCAGUUUUCAAUCCCAAAUCCUUCUGCAGCUUUUUCCACCGGUCGUAUGUUUCUCCAAUGUAGACUCUCCGUUGGCACCUGUAUCGCUCAUAUUUCUUCCUUACUUCAGCCUUUACCUCGAAACUUUUAUGUUUCCUUCCGGCUCCAUUAUGCUUCAGUAGCUGUGCAGCUCGCUAAUCACAUGUACAUAAGGGGGGUAGUGGGGAGGAGGUGGGAUCAUGGGCGGGAUGGUGCGGAGCAGGGGAGACAGGGAAUUGAAUGGACUCACAGACCACUCCGAACCUUCGGGGUUACCGCGGUUCGGAUUGGUCGAUUAUUAUGCCUUUUUGCAGCGGAUAUACUGAAUGGAUUUUUUUCGUUCUUUUUAAUCUUUAUAUUGCGUAGAUCGGACCAUAGGACCAUAACGGCCUUAUAAACUGUGUUAUUAAUAAGUACCAAGCUUCCAAAUGGUAGACAAAAGCUUUAACACACAAGCUAUUAUUUCUUUGGUAAUGUGUUUUCCACCUGUUGUUAUGCCUGCAAUAAUAUGAGGAGUAUGUAAAGUGUGCAGUAUCAUUGUCCAGGAUUGCAAUGUUUGUAUGACGUGCAAGAAAUAAGCAUUGAUGUUUACAUAUUUGCUGCUGUGAUAUCUCAUGAGGUUCUUUUGUGUUUUAGCUGUUUAGCAUAUUUUUUAAAACCAGUGUUGUAGCCCAUUGUUGGAGAUCCUGUCAAAAAUUCAAGGAAUCCAGAAAACAUUCAGGACAGGGGACAUACACAUGAAACCUCUUUUUUUUGUAAAUGUUAUUCAGUGCAGUGUGUUUGUCACUCAUGUUCAUAUUACAAUUGUUCUGAAAAAGAAUUUGUGCAGCUUUAUUUGGUACAUGCAGAGCUAAAAUUAAUCACGUCACAAUAUUAAUUGCAUCUGUAGAUUACAUUCCAGAUCAAUUGUUUUGAGUAAUGAAGUGAAAAUUUUACAAAAAGAAACCCAACCAGAUUCUUUAAUCCAUUGUAACUGUAUGCAACAUGUGUUGUGUUUGUCUCCGCAGGUUAAGUCCCGCUCAGUAACACUGAUUUCCAAAGGUGGCAUCCAAGAGCUUACCCACAGAACCAGUGGGUAACAGAGGACCAGGAGACGAACCGAAUAAAAGGAUCAGAAUGCAUCUGACAACAUAGCACUGCAGCUGUACAUGGCUUUACUCAGGACGUGCAAAAUGGGAAAUGAGGUCUAUCUGCAAAGAAUUCGGAGGUGGGAUAGGUCUCUUCACCCAGACCUGGCCUACCUUGGUGACACCUCGAUGUCAUACACAGGGCUCAUGUUUGGAAUGAGUUGAUUUUAUCCUCCUAAGGACUGAGGGGAGGGGUCUCAAAAGAUCCAGAGGACUGCUUUGCUUUUUGAGCUACUUGAAAAGGCAAGGCUUGAAAUCAUUUUAAAUAAAUUUUUUUAAGCAGAUUUUUUUUUUAAAAAGAAAAUCCAGCUGGACUUUGUUUUGUUUGACAUUAAGCGGCUACACACCACUGGUGCAAAAGUGGUGUUUGUUGGUUCAGUUGUUGUUCUCUUGCUGAUGUUGUUUAAAACGCUGGAGCUGUCCCUCCUGCCACCAUCCUCAGUUUCUUCCACCCACCUAGUGCCUAAAUAAGCCCUCUCGGGACAAUCACAGAAGUCAUCAGCAGCUGCUACGUUCAAUCCUCUGCCUGUUCUCCUCUAUGUGCUUCUGCUGUGGGCCUGCUGGCUUCCCACCCACUACCUCUUUAUUUUUCCUGUCUUUUCUUUUCAUAUUAACUUUCUCUGAGGGGUAAAAUCAGAAGUCAAGCACAGGAAUGAUCAUUUCUGCUAACACUUCAGUUUAAUGAGUGGGAACAAACCCAAAUUGUUCCAGUUCUAGCCAGGUGUGCAAGUGUCUGUGCUGUAGUCUACAUGCACAGCUGUGCAACGGUUGCACUGCUGCCAGCAAGCAGUUAAAGAUACGUUUUAUUUAUAUUCUUGCACCAAACACGGUUACAAUAAGCCAUAAAGAAUAUUUAUGAAUUACCUACACAUAUUUUUGUAUCACAUUGCUUUUGUAUAGUUUUGCUUUUGUAAGCCUCUCUUAUGAAUAUGCACAUGAACUGAGUAUUUACAAACAGUACUCAUGCAAGAAGAGCUGCAGAUUGUAAAAUUAGAUCUGAUUUUGAGUGAUUUCAGAAGUGCUGUGAGACAUUCAGUGACUGUGCACAGAGAAUCCCUCAUGUUUCUGCUGAGUUGCUGCUUUGCAUAGUGUUGGUUUUCUUUUCCAGUCUGCAGUUAUGGCCCCUCAUAACAACCAACUUACUCACAGUUUUGACCUGUAGAGCACUCAUAACACCAGGUAGACAGUAGAUAUCUACCUCUCUGUCUCUCUGUCUCUCUUUCUUCCUCCCCCCUCUCUCUUUCUCUGAUGCCGGGCUUUAGUGGUGGGGGGGUUGGGGGAGGAGUGGGUGGCCCUGCUUCUGCUCCUCCCCGUCCAUUUCGACCUAGCCGAUAUGUCCCCGUGUCUGCAGCCACCACCUUCCUGGUCGGAGCGACGACCCUUUUUUUCUGCUUUACGUGAGUAACAUUUUCUUGUUUAAAAAAAAAUCGACACAUGACCUUAGGGCCUACAUGUCUGUACACUAUUAUGUCACUGCAUACAAUUGACAAAGUUUACAGAGCAAACUUGGCCACUCUUGAGGCGACACUUAAGAUCUCACAUGUCCUUAUGGUCACAUGUGAGCCGAACAGUUUAAACAAAGCUGUUAUGGGAUAAAUUAUAUCAGCAGCCACUGGUUAUGUUUAAAACUGAACUAGUUUCAUUUUUCUUUCUCUGCUUUGCCAACAAGUGCAGGAAAUAGCAAUCCUGUAACAUUUACACCCUGUUUUUUGUGUCCUAAAAAGCAGCAAUUAGAUUAUGUCUGACUUAAAAGACUUUGUUGUUAAAUCUUCACUUAGUGUCCACCUCUUUUCUGUUUGUCCAGGUGCCCAUGGCUGUCAGUGUAUUUCUCCUCUGUCAUACCCAUUUACAUUGCUGUGAUCUUCCUCUUCACCCUUGCCAACUUCUGCAUGGCCACCUUUAUGGACCCUGGAGUCUUUCCCAGAGGUAAACAUACACUGGCAGGGCUUGUGUGCAAGUAUUUGCUUCAGAAAGUUAUCCUGUAAUAUAGUGAACUGAUAAGUAUCUUCUCCAAUCAUUUGCUGUGUGAUAUCGCAAUGCAGGUAGAGCAUAUGAGCCAGAGUUGUGAACUUUUUGUGAUCUCAGUCUGUGUGUCUGUCGUCUUCAGCGGAGGAGGAUGAGGAUAAAGAGGAUGAUUUCCGCGCUCCCCUCUAUAAGACAGUGGAGAUCAAAGGCAUCCAGGUGCGCAUGAAGUGGUGUUCAACCUGCCGCUUCUACCGCCCACCGCGCUGCUCACACUGUUCUGUGUGCGACAACUGUGUGGAGGUAAAUUUAUUGGGCUGUUCAUGCUCUAGUUCUUUUAUUUCUUUUUUCAUAUGAGCACUUUUAUAUGGUGCUUUGGUUGGGAGGCUGAGUGUGUUAAUUUCAUGACUGUUUUUUUCCUUUUAAUUUUUAUUGUUGUUAUUACUCCUUUAUUUCACUAUUAUUCAUUGAAAGCUUGUGGAACUGUUAUAAAAACCCUUAACUCUUGGGUAAAACUUGUGUUUGAAAGUUGAGGCAUUAAUCCCCAGCAGCUCUAAGUCUAAAACUGUAAUGACAGUUUGUGCCCCUUGGUUUCUCUAAUCAUACUUAUUUCAUAACAAAUGUCUGUAAUCUCCUAUCAGAUUUGACUGUUAAACCCAGAUCUGACCAAAAUGAUUAUCCUUAAAACCUACAGGAUGUGUGUGCGUAGUGUUCCGCCAAUACCAUGCUCUCUGCAGCUAAUGCGUGCCUGUUCUAGUUGAUGCUCUUAUUUGCACAGGGAGCGCCUCAGCAUGUUCCAAAAAGCAUCUCUCCACUCUGCUCUGCCGAAGAUACACGCCCAGUCUAUUUUCAGCAGAGUCCGUGCCUGCCACAUGUCAAGCUGAUCAGAGAUUAUUGACCCAGACAGGAUGUCAAACACAGGGACAGAAUAUACUAUUUGCUAAAUUCCACAAUAAAACACAAUAUGCACACUCCUGAUCAUGUAUGAAGGAUGUAUCUUUGUAUUAAGAAACACUUAUUGAUGAUGGAUUUAUUGUUAACACAAACAAUCUUUCUGUCAUCCAUGAUGCAUGUGGACCACAACAGGACUUUUGGCUGGCUAACUUUGUCUGUAAAUAACUGCACAGUAAAGUGGAACAUAUUUAUGAAGACUAAACACGAUAAAACUUAAUGAUAACAUAGAUCGCCAUUGAUGGUAGAAUGAAAAUAUAUGGUUUAGAAUAAUAUCCAAAUGAGUUGUAAACCCUAACCCUAACAUCAGAGAGGCAAAGCAGAGCUGUUGCUUCAACCAUGCUUCCCCUGGACAUGUACCCUCAAACUCAGCAAAACUGGAACACAGUGCACACACAUGCUCUGGGUUAUCAUGGACUGUUUCCUUGUUAAAGCAGAAUUAAUUCAUCACUGUUUUGCAUCUUGUUGGUGUUUGACCUUGUGCCCUACAGGAUUUUGACCAUCACUGUCCAUGGGUGAACAACUGCAUUGGUCGGAGGAAUUAUCGCUAUUUUUUCCUCUUCCUGCUCUCACUGACCACCCACAUCAUGAACGUAUUCGGCUUUGGCCUUGUUUAUGUCCUGCACCACCGCCAACAGCUGGACACACCACAUGCUGCUGUAACGUAUCCUUGAACUGGUUUGGUGUAGCCGUAAAUAUGCAGGAUGUUAUUUCCCCAUUUGACUUUUUUUCCUUAUGAGUUGUAUCCUGGUAUUUCUCCUGCUUUUCGUGUUUACCUCCUUGACUCUCUCCCCAGUAUGGCCGUCAUGUGUGUGGCUGGUCUAUUUUUUGUCCCAGUUGCUGGCCUGACUGGGUUUCACAUAGUGUUAGUGGCCCGUGGUAGGACCACAAAUGAACAGGUACAGAGCCAAUUGUCUGCAUCAGAUUUUUUUCUGUUCUGAUACUCAGAUCAAGAUUUUCUGUUUCCAUGUGAGCUAUAACCCUUUUUUUCUGCCUCCCCCUCACUGCAGGUGACAGGGAAGUUUCGGGGUGGCGUUAACCCUUUCACCAAUGGCUGCUGGAGGAACAUUUCACAUGUGCUGUGCAGUUCCCAGGCCCCCAGGUCAGCCUCCCAUCUUCUCAUUUGUUCACAUCUUUUGACUCUACUCUCAUGAACACUGCUAAAAAUGGUGCUGUGGCUCUCCUUCCCUUUCCACCUUUCAGCUUUUUCUCUUUUGUUGUUCACAUUUGUCUGUCAAGUCAACAAAAUACUUGAGUACAGUCUUUCAGCAUGAGGCGUAUGUCAUGUGAGGCUCUCUUCUGUGUUUGUAUCGUUUAAAGUGAAUUGAAUUUUGUGUGCAUGUCCCCCUCACAGAUACAUGGGUCGAUGGAGGAGCCCUCAGGCAGUAGAAGUACAGCCACCGUUUCUUCGACCGCCUCUCACUGAGGCGCAGCUGGAGGCGAAGGUCUUAGACAAUGGCAUCCAGAAUGAUAGACACAGCACCAGGGUGAGUCAUACCGAUUCCAACAACCACACAACAAAAACAGAAUUUACCACAAAUGGUCUCAUGCUUUUUCGUGUUGCUGAGAGAUAUUUGGCCUGAAUCUCACUUUUGGAUGUUUCUGUGGAAUGAAAUAGUCAUUUUCACAAUGCAGAAAACUUCUGCCUGUGCUUGUAGUGAUUCCUAUAUCUUGAGAUGAAGAGCAGUUUGCUUCAUGUGUUUGUCUCUAACGUCCACUCAUGCUCGCUCAGGUUACAAAGCAACUACUUGUACCACAUCUUUAAAAAUGUCAGACAGUGUUAUGCUGUAAUGGUGUUGCAGUCUGUGUGCCGUGCGACUCUACAUUCAUCUCGACUCUGUUUUUGCUCCACUUCUUUCCCCUCAACAUCAACAUGUCCUGACGCUCUUUGACUCUGUGUCUUUUCCAGUCCAAGAGCAGUCUAGAUCAGAUGGAGAGCCAGUCAGCAGAUGCAGAGCCUCCACCUCCUCCAAAGCCAGAGCUUCGGUAUCCUGGCCUGCCUCGUGCUGACACAGAAGGUGAGACACACACACAUAGGUACAGGCUGUGUCCGAAAUGGCCUACUACUCCUACUACUCCUACGAACCCCGCCUCUGAAUUGAGUGGACAGUGCGUUCACACUGUACAGUAUGCGAAUUUUGUGUAUGUGAGAAAUGCCCGGAUGUAUACUCAAUCGGCUUCGAUUUUGAGUGUGCAACGGAGCUUGCUUCACGUACUGCUUCUGCCCCACAAUGCAUUGCGCACCUCAGCUGGUAAUAUGGCCCUCUUUCCCGAGACUGAAAAGAAAUAGAUGGCAUGUGAUUGCAAUAAUAAUUAUAUAUAUAUAAAUAGAUAAACAAUAUUUAGUCAGUAUACAUUACACAAUUUUUAUCAUUUUAUCAUAUUUUGAUCUUUUUACCAGAUUUAUUUGUAUUUUAAAUUAGGAUUAUAAGUAAUGUUUUUAACUAUUCGUAUGAAUUGACUUUAUUUAUUUCAGUGUCUAUUAAAGAUGUAUUUAUUACAUCAAGUUUGAGCAUCUUCUCAUCUCUGAAUGCAUCAUCAAAGUGGUCGCUCAUAUUAAGCACAGACCUCUGAUUAAUAAUUAUUAUUAUUGGUAGAGAGCACAUGGUUCAGAAUAUACAAACGGGGGAAUUUCCAGUUGACAAUCUAUGUGAGCUUUACUAAUUCUUACUUGUGGUUGAAAAUCUGAUGGUUUCUGAAAUUAUCAUUGUACAUGAAAGAAUGUAGUCGGGAAAUGAUGUAUUUGCCAAGGAAUAACCGAACAAGGUCGUAAUAAUUAUGUUGUGUGUUGGUCAUUUUGCAGCCCUCUGCUGCUCAUCACACAACCAGCAGGUGGUGUAUAGCAUUAUCACCAUGGAUACACAGAUGUUUGUGUGAUUUUUUUCAUCCACUGCCGCCCGGUUUGUGUCGUGUAGAUGUUGAUUAUGAAAACACUUCGCAAUAAUUUGGAAACGUAAAGGGGGAGCUGCUGCUGCCCGGUGUUUACGGUAAAUAGACGCAAACACCCACCAAGCGGACGCUUCGGUCUCCGAAAACGCAGAGACAAAUUUACAAACAGCAACUAUUUCAAACGACUGGGCUCAUAAUCGUGAUGUAAACACUUACUUUCUCGCUAGAAAAAAUAUUAUUAUUGAAUGAAUUUAUAUAAUUUGUCCAGAAUGCAGUCGUUCUGUGUAGCUUGUGGUAGGACUAUUUAAAUUUUCCCGGCGCUGCGUCCGGCCGGCACGAAAUUCAUUCUGGGGUAUUUAGUAUGUAUGUGUGUAAACGCUCGGGCAGCCGCGGCAUACUCAAAUCAUCUUUGAGUAGUCAGUAGGCAGUAGCUACUGCUUGAGUAGGUAAGUAGAUAGUAGGCAGUAUGCCAUUUCGGACACAGCCACAGACUAUUAAUGACUAUAAACUUAAUAGUUGAUCCUCCUGUGAAAUACUUAUUUUCUUCAUAUCUCUUUCCAGAGAGCAGUUUGCUGACUGAAGCUCCACCUACACCGUCAAUGUACAAAUACAGACCUACUUACAGUAGCCCAGGAAGGAACCACACAGCCCUCUCACACCCAAACAAGGUACAUGUCAAUUUACCCUUGGCUCUAAACUACACUCAUAUUAUCGUGUAGAUACUGUAUGAAUAAUAAGCAGUCUUCUUAAACUGAAGUUUACCCCGUCUUUGUCUUACUAGCAACUCAUACACAAGUAAAUCUGUAUGUACCUUCUUUUAGAUUCACUCGACCUUGUUGAUUGCCAUAUUUCAAGGAUAUUUUAAUAUUAGUAAAACAAAGGGAUGUUUAAACAUUUCUGUUCUGAGAAUCUAGGAAAACAAGCAAACAAUAUCCCCUGGCCCUCCUGAUUUCUGUUGUGGUUAACACAGUGCCCCUGUUUUUUUGUUUUUACUUUGAAUUGAUCAUUCAGUGGCCAUCGGUUGAUCAGUAAGUCUCAGCUAGUGUCAUCUGUGUGUGAGUGGAAGUGUGUGUGUCUCCCUUUGACUGUCUUAUGUGUGUUUGAGUGGAUCUAUCCUUCCCCCUGAGACCAUUGACUGGAAUGUGUAGUUCCUGUACUGUAUGUAUUUGUACUUCCAUAUAUGUGUUGAUACACACAGUCUUUGACAUGCAGUGUCGGUGCUUGUUAAACCAGUCAAUGUUUCCAAUCCAGUAGUGUGAUGAUGGAGUAGAGCACCGGUCAAGCAUCUGAUUUUCCCCACCACUUUAUUAUUUUUUUGUUGGUGCAAUCUGUAGACAGUUUGUUUUGAUUCUAUGUUAUCCUUUCCUGAGGUAACAUGGCGUCUCCAUCUUUCUUCCCUCUUCUUCACUCCUACCUCCAUCUUCAUCACACUGUUCCUCCCACUCUCUGCCUUUGAUCUGUCUCUCCUCCUCUCUCUCCUCCUCUCCUUUUCAUAGAUGAUCCGUGGGGAGAGUCUGGACUCUCCAUCACCCUCCAUUCUUCAGUCCAGCCGCCAGCCCAGUUACCGCUCAGAGCCGAGCAGCCUGGACGGGGCCACAGUAGUAGGGGGAGGUGUAGGGGUGCGCAGAGGGGGAGGGGAGAGGGGUGAGGGCCCCGGAGGCCCUGGCGGGACUGCUGUGGGGAUGUCAGGGGGCAUGUCUGGUCACUCCCUGACUGGGCGCUCCUACACCUCCUACCCAUCCUCUCUGGUUCUGUCCACUGGCGGCUCCCGCUCCUCCAGUCUGCGCUCAGCGCACACGGCACAUAACCCACUGGCCACGCUCCAAUCAGAGGGUACCACAGACACCAGCUACAAAAGCCUGGCCAAUCAGACGCCUCGGAACGGCAGCCUGUCCUAUGACAGCCUGCUGACGCCUUCCGAGAGCCCAGAGUUUGAGUCAGCUGCCCAUGAGCUGUCCCCACAGAAGCCUCGAGCUCUGUUUCCCUCAACGACUUUAACAGGCCAGCCUGAGGUGGUGUCACCCGGUAGCCCGCUGCAGGGCUACACGUCGCCCUUCCUCUCAGCUCAGAUUGCACAGCAGAGGGAGGGGCAGCUUCUCCAGGGCUCUGCCACUUUCUCCUCCCCCCACAGGGCCUACCUGCGUGCCGUUAGCCCUCCCCCUUUCUCCUCAUCUGGGCCUCCUGAAAUACAGCACCUGCUCCAUCAUAACCACGACCCCUCUUCCCGAGCCUUCCGUAACCCUUCCUCCUCAUCCUCUUCCCCUGGGGCUCGCUCACUAGAGCCUCCUGUCUCCCCGCCACCCCGAGGGCUUUCCCUUGGGAAGUCCCAGUCUUACAUUGGGGAGGCAGGGCCUCAGUACAAGCCUCGGCCUACGGGAGGAGGCACUGUGCUGAGUGGGGGAGGAGCCGGGGGAGGGCAACAGGCUCCACAGUGAGUAGUGAUCCUUCUGCAGAUCCAUCAGCCUGCUACUCUUCCUUCUCCUUUCCCUCAUAAUCCUCUUCUUCUUCCUCCCUGGUUUGUGUCAGCCUUCCUCUUCCUCCCUGAUCUGUGUGAGUCUUCCUUUUCCUCUUGAACAGUUUACAAUCUUGCUUGUUAAUUUUGUAACAGUUGGAUGUGUGUGAAAGUUGUGUUGGUGUAAUUGAUAAAAUGUGUGUGUAGUGUUUAUGCAUGCCAGUGUGCGACUAGUCUGAUGAAAGCAUGUCUAACAAUGCUGCCCUUUUUAUCUGUCCUUUUUUCCCUCUUCCAACUCACUCAGCUUAGUAACCAAAUGCCUUACAAGAUCCAUGGUAGUGAAAUAUUUUUACAGUUUUUGCUUGUUCAUUGUCUUUGAAGUAGAACUUCUCAUCUCCACUUCCAUUUAUUCUUUAUCCUCAUCCUGAAUCCCCCCCAUCCCCACUCUACCCUUCCUGAUGACUGUCCAAUCAGAUCCACCUCUCGCCCAGCCUUGGCCAAUCACACCACAUCCAAACCAGGGGGCGGUGUGAAGAAGGUAACAGGCGUCGGAGGGACCACUUAUGAGAUAUCGGUUUGAGUGACAGAUGUCCUUCAAGGUCUAUCAUGAGGCGGAGGAGAAAAAGUCUCUGGACUGCUUCCACUUCCCCGAGCUGGAUAUUAUUCACGACUGCAGGACCCAGAGAAACAACUCUUCCUGUUGGACUCCAGAGGCAGGCCCGUGUGGUACUCACUCUGUUAGCUUUGGCCUCUGGCCUCUCUUCUCUGCAAGCCUUUCAGAUUUGAACAAAGAGUAAAACGGGACUACGGUUUAUUUUUCAAAGGAUCAAUGUGUCUCCAUUUUUUCCACUUGGUGAGCCAUAGACUAACGUGACUGUACCACCACGGUACGGAUAUUUCAAAUUGAACACCAUAGCUAUCCGAUGAGUUGCUGUUUUACUUUGGUACAUAGCUCACAGAGUGUUGACCUCUGUGUUUGACACCUUCAAGGAAAAGAUGGCCUUUAUCCAGUGGGUGUAGAGUUUUUGAGUGGAUUCAGGACUGUUGACCAAUAGAAACGUCUACUUCUGUACUGUCUGAACGGACCACAUGACCUGUUUAUUGAUAUAACCGUUGAGAGACGAGUCCGACCUAUAAACACAGUAUCAUUUUAGUUUUAUAAAUCUUUUUUUAAGAUAUUGUUUUAUAUAAAUGUAUGAAAUCUUUCAGAUUAUUAUUGGGUUAAAUUGUCAGGUAUUGAAGAUGACUAUUGAUGAGGGUGGCAAAUGUACUGUGUGUAAUUAUUCAUGAAAGCGAUUUCAAAUCAGUUGCCUGUUUAUAUUAAAUGGCUGCAUCAGCCACUCAUAAGCUCUUGCUGGAGUUGACAUCGUCCAAAGAGAAAGAUGAUCCUUUAGUGGACAGCUGAAGUGGCAAAUAAUUGAGCUUAACUUUGUUGAAAGCCACAAAGAAAUUUCUGAUUUUCAGCACAAACAUCUUUGUGGAAUGUACGCUUGUAAUGUUAAAGCUAGAGACAUUAUGCAAAAUCUAUUUGUAGCUUUAAGAUCAUUGUUUGUCUUGUUGGUGUUUUUAUGGUUUUUCUCCUUUUCUUUAAAGUCGUCUGUCAGUCAGUCUAGAUGCUAGCAGACCCUCGUACCUUGAACAGAUGGCCAGCCAAAUAGGGGCAGUGAGGGAAGGGCUUAUUUAUUUCACAAGACAAGAAAACUUAGUUUUGGACAAUAUUUCAAACCAGUCUCUACCAUUUUUUUUUUUUUUGAAAGAAAGAAAAAAAGAGAACUUGACUAUUUUUUUAAUGCUUUAAAAGAAAAUGUAAGUGUGAAAUGCCACUGAAUAGAUUAUUGAAGGGGACUGGUUUGCAAUGGAGAUUGUUUUUCUUUUGCCUUGAAUACAUUCUGAGUAGAGCAAGCACAUUUUAAUUUUUUUUAAUGAUUUUUAUUUUUUACAUUCGCAAAGGAAAAAAAAGAUAACAUUUCUCGAUUGACUUGCUCAUUUUUGAGAAACUUCUGUAAAGGUACAUAAAAAAGCCACUUUGACAGUACUAAGAAGAGAAACAGAGGUGUGUAUGCACAUGCAUCAUUCAGGACCGGGCAUUACAGUCUAGCUUUAUUUAUUUUCCUUUUUUUAAUAUUAAAGCCCACAGCGGUGUUCGCAGUAGUAUGUCAAGGCUGGCUGAAUGUAGCACGUCUUUGGGAGAAAGUACACGCUUGAAGCACACGAGUAUCAUUCAACCCAAACAACUGUGUUAUAAGAUUUCAACCCUUUCAGGCUUUGUCUUUGGUGUGCAUGUGAUUUUGUUUGUCAUGCUGAACUGGCUACUUGUGAGAAUAUUGUCAGACAUCCACCCAGUUCAUGUGUGGGUGGCAACAAGAUAAGAAGAUUCAUGGCACAAGCAGCUUUUGAAUGGAGAUAAAGAACCUGUGUUACUUUUCUUCCUGCUCUGGCCAAUCAUGGUGGCCGCUGAACAAUCUGAUCUUUUGAGUAUAGUAGGUAAACUUCUGUGUGAGAUAAAAUAUUGCUAUUGUGGGCUGUGAUGAAUGGAACGAGUUUCACAAAUAUCUGUAAUGAGUACAUUAAAGACAUUUCCAAAAUGGCCUUAUAAAGAAUUUUUAAAAAGAUUUCUUCUCAGAAUAAAAAGGUCAAACUGAUUUAAAAACAACAAAA